CAGCCCAUCCAGAGGGGGAUCUCUUGUCCCUCUGAGGAAGCCAACAGCACCAAAAUUGUGGAGGCCUUCAAUGCUUGGAAUGACUCGGAAGCCAAUGCCUACACACUCAUGGAUCUGCCUCUUAGAGCCCCAACAAAGAUGACAGUGCAAGAUGUUCCUGAUGCCUUUCCUACAGUGGAUGUCCCAGACCAUGCCCAUUAUACGAUUGGAAUAGUCAUUCUCUUAGUGGGGAUCACAGGAACUCUGGGUAAUUUCCUGGUCUUCUAUGCUUUCUGCAGGACUAGGAGCCUUCGGACUCCAGCCAACAUGUUCAUCAUCAAUCUGGCUAUUAGUGACCUCCUGAUGUCCAUCACACAGUCUCCAGUUUUUUUCACCAACAGCCUCCACAAACGCUGGAUUUUUGGCGAGAAAGGCUGUGAGCUGUAUGCCUUCUGUGGAGCUCUCUUUGGCAUUACAUCUAUGAUCACUUUGAUGGUGAUUGCCUUGGACAGAUAUUUUGUCAUCACAAAACCUCUGGCUUCUGUUGGAGUGACAUCUAAGAAGAAGGCCCUAAUAAUCCUGGUAGGAGUCUGGCUGUACUCUUUGGCUUGGAGUCUCCCACCCUUCUUCGGAUGGAGUGCAUAUGUUCCUGAGGGGCUGCUGACUUCCUGUUCCUGGGACUACAUGACUUUCACCCCAUCAGUCCGCGCCUACACGAUGCUGCUUUUCUGCUUUGUCUUCUUCAUUCCUUUGAUUGCCAUCAUAUACAGCUAUGUCUUUAUAUUUGAGGCUAUCAAGAAGGCCAACAAGUCUGUUCAGACAUUUGGAAGCAAACAUGGAAAUAAAGAGCUCCAGAAACAGUAUCGGAGGAUGAAAAAUGAGUGGAAGAUGGCCAAAAUUGCACUGAUUGUCAUCUUGCUUUUUGUCAUUUCCUGGUCACCAUACUCUGUUGUUGCUCUGGUAGCUUUUGCUGGGUAUUCCCAUGCCCUAACACCCUUCAUGAACUCCAUACCAGCUGUGAUUGCCAAAGCUUCUGUCAUCCAUAACCCCAUCAUUUAUGCCAUCACUCACCCCAAAUACAGAAGAGCCAUUGCAACACAUGUUCCUUGCCUUGGAUCCCUACUGAGGGUUUCUCCCAGAGAUUCACGGUCUUCCAGCAGUUAUUACUCCUCCAGACGAGCCACCGUAACCAGCCAGUCUUCUGAGACAAGUGGGCUGCAGAAAGGAAGAAGGAGACUGUCUUCUCUCUCUGACAGUGAAUCAGCCUGUACUGAAACAAGUACUCCAGAGUUGCAAGUCUCCAGACUUGCCAGAAGACAGAUUCCCAAUGAAAGGGGUAAAGACACAAUUCCAACUAGUGACAUAAGAGCCAAACCCGAACUGAAGAGCCAGGAUUCUGGGAUCUGUGAGAAGACAUCAGUAGAUGCUGAUGACAUAUUGAUGGUGGAACUGAAUGUCAGAAUGGCUACACCUACUAAAACAUCUAAAAUGUGCAACCUGGAGGAAAUCAAGGUCAGUGAGAGCCUGAACAGUAUUGGACAAAGGAAAGGAGAGUCUUGCUAUGGAUCACUGGCAGCUCAGAUACCCAGCAUUACAAUAACAUGCAGCAAUGUCCAAGGAGUAGAGCUGCCUUCUAGAUACAACUCUGGUUUCCUGUACCCUAAGACCAACAGUCACAAGCAGAACAAGAAGCCCAACAGUUAAGUAAGUGAGUGGUGCAAGCCAGAAUAUCAUCCUAGCCAAUAGCUCUGGAACAGCUAUGGACUGACUGAAUCCAGAAUACCUUCCUGCAUUGGUCUGAAAUGCCCCUACAAAGACACAACACAAGACAAGCAAGGAGUAAAGCAGGAAGAGUGAUCUUUUCAGCAUCAGAACUCUCUCCAGCGGUUCAUGUCUUGAUCUGAGUCACACUGUAUUUUAUUAUUUCUUCUUUAUGCAGCUCAUGAAACAAUUUCUUUCAUUUGGAUUUUACUCUGCUCAGGUAUAUUCCACCACUACACAGACCUUACCUACAAGCC
Chiroxiphia lanceolata (lance-tailed manakin) is the source of this 1997-nucleotide messenger RNA. RefSeq names its product opsin 4 (gene OPN4). Lineage: Eukaryota; Metazoa; Chordata; Aves; Passeriformes; Pipridae. Gene Ontology annotation, molecular function: G protein-coupled receptor activity. The record is from RefSeq and is a predicted model, not a curated record. Gene Ontology annotation, cellular component: membrane. Gene Ontology annotation, biological process: visual perception; G protein-coupled receptor signaling pathway. The coding region runs from base 109 to 1683 and encodes 524 amino acids. The transcript is spliced from 12 exons.